This is a messenger RNA of Uloborus diversus, 1854 nucleotides long. RefSeq lists its product as uncharacterized. NCBI's taxonomy places the organism in Eukaryota, Metazoa, Arthropoda, Arachnida, Araneae, Uloboridae. The record is from RefSeq and is a predicted model, not a curated record. The transcript has 8 exons. The coding region runs from base 164 to 1711 and encodes 515 amino acids.
GGAAAUGUUUAUUAAAAAUGGCAACAUUGAAGUAAUAUUUUGUGUUUACAUUUCUGAAGCAAGUUAACUGAUGAAAUAAAUUUCCUGUUGAAGUCAUCUGAAUCAAUACAUGAUUUUCAAUCACAUUUGAUACUUCACCACUGUCCAACAUUUGAGAAGAAGCAUGGCAAAUUUACGCAGACACUUUCACUUUAGUGCUAAAUCAUCUCAAGAACCAUUUUCUUUCCCUCAUUUCAGUAAAAUUUCCCAAAAUCAUUUUGAUAAACAUAGCUUCAUGAAUGACAUUUGCACCUGUCUGGACCUUUGCUGCUCCUAUAUUCAGGCCCUUAACUCUUUAUGUGUCGCUGGAUCCAAUUUGGCCAGAAAUCUUUAUCACACAGUGCAAGCAGUACCAGCAUACCAUACUAUUUCACAGCAGUUUCUAUCUAUAUGGGAGGAUAUAAGUAAAGUGACUGCUAGUGCCAGUGCUGCUGUGAAAACAGAAACACUGAUGAUGCUACAAGAAAUCUUAAAUUCAUUAGAAGUUUCCUCAGAUGAAACAGAUAUGGACCAUACAGUUUCUGAAAGUUUUCAGGUAAUUGGAACUUGCCUAUAUUCAUUUAUAGAGUUACAAGCUCAGUUUUCAUGGAGUACUUGGAAAUCCUUAUCUAAGUUAACCAAACAUUGUUCAAAUGACUCUCUUAGGCAAAGCUCACAAUGGAGAUCAAUGGACAGACAUUCAUCAAAAAUGUUUAUGAAUAAUCAUUUAAACUCGAAUAUAAAAAAGCAUUUUUCACAACUAUUUGGCAAAGUUGGACUUUCUAAAAUGAGUGAAUCAGCAGAAACUAAUCAAAUCCAUUUUAAUUCUUCUGCAUCAUCCCAGAGUCCAGAAGAUGCUGCAGCUUACUCUCCUUUUAGAUCUGAAGACAUUUCUGAUGACAAAGAUGCUAAUUGUGUCUGGUCUACAUCAUCCGCAUUAUGGGCAACAUCUGAUCAAUCUUCGGACCAAUUUGGUAGUUCUGAAUCUACGGAGAAAAUACAUUCCCAAGCCACCCCAAUGCCUUCUGAUUUAGAUGAAGUUAUAAAUCUUCUGUCAUGCACUCCUAGUCAACAGUCAUCAAGUAACUUAAACCAUGAAAACCGUAAUUACAUUCCUUACUCUUCAAACAGCACUCCAAUGUAUCAUUUAUUACGCGACAGUGUUGGUCUAACUCACUCAAGAGCGUUGGGUCCACAUGUUUCUUGGGCUAAAGAAAAUAAAGACAUCAACUUUGGCCAUGAUUCUUGGAUUUGGAGAACUGAUAAUAUGAACUGUUCUGGGUUGCCAUCUACUUCAGAACCUUUAAAAUUGUUGAAUGGAAAUAAAGAUUAUCACUGGGAAAACAAGGAACUGCAGAGGUGGAAUUCUUAUAUGUAUGAGACUGGAAGCUCCAGCGAUGAUGGAUCAUCAGCUCAUGGUCAGGAUGCUGAAGCAUUAAGUUAUGGGAAUAAUUUCUUUGCACAACAUUUAUUGUCGCAACUAUCUCAUAAGCGACAUAACAGUGGAGAAAGUAUGCCAGGAGGGCUGGAGAAUGUUUCUGAAGUUAAGAAGGAAAAUUUCAUGGGAACAUGCUCAAAGAUUAGCACAUGGCCAUUGAAGCAGUCAGCAUUUAAACAUACUGAAAAUCAAAGUCUGGAAUCAGAAGAAAGUUCAAAACUUUCAAAUUUUCAGUUUCCAUCUUCAUAUGCUUAGAUUUAAAAACACAUUUAUUAUGUAUACAUAUAUAUAUAUAUUUUAUUAGAUGCACAGAAAUGUAUAUUUUUAUAGAUUAUAUCUGUAAAUGGUUUUAUAUGAGAAGAAACACAGAGUUUAAUUUUGUGCCAUAUCAAGAUAUA